GGACUUGACUGGACUUGACUGGACUUGACUUGACUUGACUUGACUGGACUUGACUGGACUUGACUGGACUUCACUUGAUUUACUUGACUUAGUUGACUACUUGACUACUUGACUACUUGACUUGGUUAAUUCGCUUCAAUUCACUUUAUACACAAGUUCGCCUGUACUUUUUCCCUGUUACCAAAAUUCACCACGGCUUUCUGUCCCAAUUUCCAAUUAUCUUCCGUUCCGGCGGUUUAAUUAUUUGGUCAAUUUCUCCCCAAGCUUCCUGCGAAAUAUCAAUUGUCGUUUCACAUCUUCCACCUUGAACCUUUCAUCAACCUUUCCACCUUUCCACCUUUCCACCGUUCAACCCUUUUUCUUUUUGGGCCGUCGACCAAUCCCACCAUUACGAAGAUCUCUCUUCGAUCCUCUCUACAUAAUAUACCCAGACACAGACAGACAGACAGACAGACAACCAGACAGACAACCAGACAGACAACCAGACAGACAACCAACCGCCAAAAAGGGACUCCUUAGUAAUAUCUCGGCUCUUUUCCUGCCAGCUCCUCACGGUUCAUCGAUCCAUCCAUCCACCCAUCCAUCCAUCCACCACAAUCAAUCAUCCUUCUCUCCCUCAUUACAAACGAUUGAACGCAAUUUCAAAUAUCGAACCAUCAAUUUCUUGCGAGAUACCGAUCUAUCGAAUCUCUUAUCAACAUCUAUCUUCUUCCACCUGCGUCCUGACACCUUCCUACACCUUACCUUACCUUCGCCUCACACCUUUCCCUUACGGACCUUUCCCUUCCUUACCUGAACCUCCUUUCAAAACACUUCAACCUUUUUCUUACAGGGACGUCACCUUGUCACCUUGUCGCGCAUUCCAUAUUUCGAUACCCUAAACUUUUUACUCUUUCCCCUUUCGACUUCGAUAAGCCUUCGAAGCUUUUUAUUCAGGGGGAUUUAAGUUGAUGAUAAUCACAUCAAUUCUUACAUUUUAAUCAUUCAAGAUGGCUUCCAAGUUUUUGAGAGAGUAUAAGCUGGUGGUCGUCGGUGGAGGAGGCGUUGGAAAAUCUUGUUUGACAAUUCAAUUGAUUCAAAGCCAUUUCGUCGAUGAAUAUGAUCCUACGAUUGAAGAUUCCUAUCGUAAGCAAUGCGUUAUCGAUGAAGAAGUCGCUUUACUGGAUGUCCUCGAUACCGCUGGACAAGAGGAAUAUUCCGCCAUGAGAGAACAAUAUAUGCGUACCGGCGAAGGUUUCUUAUUGGUAUACAGCAUUACCAGCAGACAAAGUUUCGAGGAAAUCAUGACAUUUCAACAACAAAUUUUGAGGGUUAAGGAUAAGGAUUACUUCCCUAUUAUCGUUGUUGGUAACAAAUGUGAUUUGGAGGGCGAGAGACAAGUUUCAAAACAAGAGGGUCAACAAUUGGCAGAUGAUUUCGGAUGCAAAUUCAUUGAGACGUCGGCGAAAUCGAGAAUUAAUGUCGAUAACGCUUUCUACGAUAUUGUUCGCGAAAUCAGACGUUACAACAAAGAAAUGGCGGGUUACACAGCGGGUGGUGCUAGUGGUGCAAAUAAUGGUGGUCCACAAGGAAAGAUGGAGGUUAGUGAGGGUGAGAAGGAAAGUGGAUGUUGUUGUAUCCUCAUGUAAAUGGUGAAUGUGAUGAAGAUUGGGGAAGAGGGGAGAGACACUGGUGGUAGUUGGGCGUAUAUUAUGGAAUUUGAAGAGAUGUUGUGUUAUAUUUGCAAAGGAAAGAUACCAAAACAAUUUUCUAAAAGGAGAUAGUUUGAUGGAUGGCUGGAUGGCUGGAUGGAUGGACAGAUGUACGAUGUGGAUCUUUGAGGAUACAAUGGAUAUUGAUGGAUGGAUGGCAUGGAUGGAUUGGGAUGGGAUUUCACAAAUAAGAUGUUAGUAAUUUUGGGGGAUUGACUUGCUGUUGAUAUGCAUAUAUUGGUGGAGUGAAGGAAACUGGAGUACAGUGAAGAGAAGUGAUCCUUCAUACAAUACGUUGUUUGAGGGAUACAUGGAUGGAUAGAUAACUGAAUAGAUUGAUGGUGGAGGAUGGAUGAGAGUGAGUGGUGAGAUACAUGGUUUAAAAAAACAUCUAUUCUUGAAGAUAGUUAGGGUAUGGAAAAUAGUGAGAGGGAAUUGAUAGGAAGGGAAGAGAAGCCAGAGAAGGAGUUGUGAGAUGAGAAAGGGGAGAUAUUCUAAGUUCAGCCUCUUCUUCUUUUUUUUUAUAAUGAUACUCCUUUUUAAAUGUUAUGGAUGGGAUUCUUCGAUUCUUGGUUCGUUUGAAUAUUUCGAAUGUUUUGGUGACGGGA
Molecule: messenger RNA, 2299 nt
Organism: Botrytis cinerea B05.10
Lineage: Eukaryota; Fungi; Ascomycota; Leotiomycetes; Helotiales; Sclerotiniaceae
Gene: Bcras1
Product: Bcras1
Exons: 4
Coding region: 990-1628 (212 amino acids)
Biological process (GO): signal transduction
Cellular component (GO): plasma membrane
Molecular function (GO): GTP binding; GTPase activity; GDP binding
Source: RefSeq, a predicted model, not a curated record